AUGGACAGUGUCUCUUACCAACGUUUUCCCCGUAUCAAAAUUAGUGAAGUCAAACCCGACUUCAUGAAAUUCGAGCUCCGCGACACAGAUUUCAGCAUAGCUAACACACUUCGUCGUAUAAUGAUAACUGAAGUCCCAACCAUAGCAGUCGACCUCGUAGAAAUCAAAGUGAAUUCUUCUGUCUUAAAUGACAAGUUUAUUUCAUAUCGUUUAGGUUUAAUACCAUUAACGAGUAACCGUGCUAUGAGUAUGAGGUUUUCGCGUGAUUGUGAUAAUUGUGAUGGUGAUGGACAAUUUGCCUAUGGGACCUGGAGAACUUCUACCACCCGCUACUCCUAUGUCGCCCAGAGUGAUUUUGAGAGGUUCCUUGAGAAUCAGAAGACACAGAGGGCCACCAUAUCCAAACUUGAGGGGUCCUACUCAUCCUUGGCACAGUCACAUUGGGAUCUGCGUGACUCUUACAAUAAGAUGUGCAAAAGGAAGAAGAAGAGAGACAAGUCUUUCACUUGCAUAUGGAAAGGGGUAAAGGGCUUGUGGAAGGUCCUGAAGCUCAGAGAGAGAAUUUUCUCCCCCAGAGAGGAUACUAAUGAUGAAGAUCCGACUAGGUGGUCAGAGGAUGAUAAGCCAAAGUUUGAUGAUGUUGAUGAGCAGAUGGAAAGUGAUAGCAACACUUGA
Molecule: messenger RNA, 675 nt
Organism: Capsicum annuum
Lineage: Eukaryota; Viridiplantae; Streptophyta; Magnoliopsida; Solanales; Solanaceae
Product: DNA-directed RNA polymerase II subunit RPB3-like
Exons: 2
Coding region: 1-675 (224 amino acids)
Biological process (GO): DNA-templated transcription
Cellular component (GO): RNA polymerase II, core complex
Molecular function (GO): DNA-directed RNA polymerase activity; protein dimerization activity
Source: RefSeq, a predicted model, not a curated record